Molecule: messenger RNA, 1095 nt
Organism: Symbiodinium natans
Lineage: Eukaryota; Dinophyceae; Suessiales; Symbiodiniaceae
Source: the annotation of a GenBank genome assembly
AUGGAAGACACAGAAGUCAUUGACGAUGCGGACCUUUGCUCCUCGGGUUCGGAGGCUGUUGUCGUGGAGGCGGCACCUCGAGAGCAUGCCAAAGAGCAUGCGAGAGCGAGCAAGACUGCUGAUAGCUCCAGGCAAAAGCGGGAUGCGCCGCGAGACAAGUCUCGGCAAAAGCGGGUGCAGGCUCAGCUGGAGGCGAAGCUGCAGGCGAUGCCCCUUCCCCCAGGCUGGAUUCGCGUGGCUUCUAAGUCCAAGCCCGGGGCCUUCUACUACGCUCACCCGGCCAGCAAGCGCACUCAGGCGCACCCGCCCGCCACCAUGUACGAGGGCCUUCCGAAUCCAGAACCGUCCCAAGUGAUGCCGAAAAGGGACAUCGUGCAGGACGCAGCGGAUGCAGCUCGCAAGGCGGAAGCGAAAAAGAAGGAGCAGGAAGCCGAGGAGGAGAAGGCGCGCAUCGCAGCGAAGCAAGAGGCGGCGCGCAUGCGGCGCAAACGUGAUGAGGCGCUGCGCAAAGCGGAUGAGGAAGCAAAGCAGGAGGCUGCAGGAGCAGAAGAGGUCAUCCGAAAGGCACGUGAGAAGCGAGCCUUAGCGCCGAAGGAGACCUUUGAGGAGGUCUCCGAGCGAAGAGAGAAACGGAAAGCCACAGGUGGCAUCCAUUUCGACACCACGAAGCCGGCGGAGGCGGAAGAGCAGCAGACAGGGAGCGACUCCGAGGAGCUCGACCUCUAUCGGUUGCGUGACAAGUUUCGUGCCAGCGUGGCGGCGGCUUCGGCGCCGGUCUUCGACGACUCGGAGGUGGCCGAAGCUCCGCCUCCGCCGCCGCCGCCGCUGCCCCCGCCCCUUCCACCGCCAAAGCCCUUGGAGAAGAGCAAGAAGGAGAAGAAGCAGGAGAAGAAGGCCAUGCAGAAAGCCUUGCUGAAAUCGAUGAGCAAGGAGGAGAGGAAGCAAUUCAAGAAGCUGAAAAAGAUGCAAAAGCUCCAGGCGAAGGUUGCCAAAGCUGAGAAGGCACUCAAGAAGUCGGAGAAGCUCCUGAGGAGAUCCAAGCAUGGUGGCAGCCCUUCUAGCUCAUCCUCUUCAUCCAGCUCUUCUUCGAGCUAG